AUGGCGCCGAGGACGCAUUGGUGGAUCUCGUUUUGGUUCAUCGCGACGGUGCCCGUCAUAUUCUGGGACGCGGGAUACUGCUUCAUGAGGCCGCGGUCCAUGAAAGGCGGAGACCUGCACUGGAUCUGGAAGCCGUACGAAAUAUACCAAGAAAUCGACUACGUCUAUGGCACGCGUGCUCUCGAGAAUAACGACGGAUUCACGAACGCUCAAUCUCUCCUGAACGUCAUCGAAACGCUCCUCAACAUCCUUUACGUCUACCGCGCGCACGUAUCUCUCGACCCCGCUGCCUCGCUCAUCGGGUUCGCCGCCGCCACCAUGACGUUGAGCAAAACGGUGCUGUACUGGGCACAGGAAUACUACUGCGGCGGAUGCUCGGUCGGCCACAACAAUCUCGUUGAUCUGGCGGUGUACUGGAUCCUCCCCAACGGGCUCUGGCUGCUCGUUCCGUCCCUGAUUAUCCGCGCCCUCUGGAAGGACCUCGCGUCGUCGCUCCGUGUCGCAGACAAGGUGACCUCCGGCAAGACGCAGUAG
This is a messenger RNA of Punctularia strigosozonata HHB-11173 SS5, 534 nucleotides long. RefSeq lists its product as uncharacterized. NCBI's taxonomy places the organism in Eukaryota, Fungi, Basidiomycota, Agaricomycetes, Corticiales, Punctulariaceae. The record is from RefSeq and is a predicted model, not a curated record. Bases 1 to 534 code for a protein of 177 amino acids. The transcript has 5 exons.